AGCGCUACAUAAAAGAAUUCGACAGAACAAAAAAAAAAGUAUUGUUACAGAAGAACGAAACUCGAUUACAGUGCUCAUUUCGACACUUUUAAAGGUAAAUUAUGGCUUGCACGUGGAAAAUAAGUGAAUGCAAGAUGUUUGUUAUAAUUUUAUUGCAUGGUUACUUGUGGGGAAUGUUUGGUGGACUGGCAACUUCUCUGGCACGUAACCCACCGGUUUACGAAGAUGGGAAAACUAUUGACAGUCAACUAAGAAUAUCGUUCUGUGCUCUUCACGGACUUCUUGCUAUAGCGUUCACUAGCUGGUUUAUUCUAGGAGAGUUUUAUCGAUCAUCUAACGACAAUGAAACUAGCAACGAGAAUGAAGAGACUUCUCCACUGAUCCCUGAACGCGUAACUCCUGUCAUAGAUAUACCAUAUAGACUCAGACAGUCCAGGGAAAACGUGUUAAAUGUAUUUUAUACUUCAUCUCAAUCCACUGAAAGUAGGAAUGCUGUUUCUUUCGAUUUAAGGGAUGAUUCAUCUGAAAUUGUCUUUUCAACAUCUGAGAAGAGUUGCGAUUCCGUUGGACUAACUAAAGGUCGGUUAAAUCAUUUAAGUGAAACGGAUCUUUACUCGGACGACGAUGAUGACGAUGAUGAUGAUGAUUUCGUACUUAGUUCAUUAUCCUUAGAUACUUACAGUGACGAUUAGCGUCGUGUGAAAAUCGUCUUGAGGUUUUACUUUGAAUGUGAAUCAAUUUAAAUAUGACAAAAUUAGACCUCUUUUUUUGGUCCAUGCUUUUAAAACCAAUAUUUUAACAUAGUUCAUUUUUUUUUAAAUAUGAAUUUAUCUAAAACUAUUCUUCCUCGUUCUUUCUUAUUCAGAAUGUGUGUAUAUUUCGGUGCACAAAGAUCUUAUAAUUGCAUAUUUGAAGUGUAGAAAUACUAUUUUUGUAUUCUGA
Molecule: messenger RNA, 942 nt
Organism: Centruroides sculpturatus (bark scorpion)
Lineage: Eukaryota; Metazoa; Arthropoda; Arachnida; Scorpiones; Buthidae
Exons: 3
Coding region: 102-692 (196 amino acids)
Source: RefSeq, a predicted model, not a curated record